AUGGCGCGCACACGUUCGAAACCCGCAAAGGCCACGCCCAAAGAAUCCACGCCUGAACCCACCACCACAGCCAAACCGCUGCCCGCAAGCACAUCGAACCCCCCAAAGUUGUUCGUAUUACCGAAAGAUACGUCCAAAGACGCGCGCAUAGUCAGCCUCGACAACCCCGCAAAUGAUACACACUCAAGAUACUACUUCUGCCCGCAGAAAGGCUUCUACGAGUUCACGCGCAUCGCUGCGCCGAAGAAAGACUUCAAGAGUUGGUUGAUAACAGGAGAGAAGAGCGAGGAUGACACCACAGAGGAAGCAGACGCCUCACGGAUAGGCAGCGGCUACAUCACCAAAUCCGCCGACCUCUUCAUCGCAACACCCAUUGACGUCCUCUUCCUCAUCCUUCCCGCCCUCACACCGAAGUCAGCAAAAGAGACGAAACAACACUUCCUCGCCUUCGAUGACUACCUCGACACACUCUCAUCCUCGUCGCCACACUGGAAAGCGUUGUUAUCACAAUGCCCCACCCUCAAGGCUAUGAUAGAAACCAAGAUGCGGAAGAUAUGCGACACAGUCGACGCAGGCGAAGAGUCCAUGUACCGCCUCUCCCAACCCAAGCUCCUCGAGGUCCUUGUCACAAAGGCCGAGCGCAUGGUGAAAAAGGGGCUUCCACCGUCAAUGGAGGAGAGAUUCAUCAAGACAGCCCUGGAGAUACCCAUCAUGAGCAUAAAGCGCGAGGAAAGCACACUAACCACCACAACAACGCCCGACGGAGACGCAGAGAAGGAGAACAGCACAAAAGUUGACUCGCAAACGAACGUCACAACAACAAUAACACCCCCCGACGACGCCCCCUCAAAACCCACCCUCACAACCCCCACCGAAAUCCCCCACCUCCUCCGCCUCCGCACAUCCCUAACCUACCUCCUCUCCUCCUACGUUCCCCCCUCCCUCCGUACCCCCUUACUCGCCCUCCUAGCCCCACGCUUCACACCCCUCGACACCCAUCUCUCCGCCAUCGCGACCCUCAAAUCUGAAGCGCUGUCCCUACGCAGCAUAUCAGACAACAUCAGUCGUAAACGGGCGAUUGAAGAAGACGAAGAGAAGAUUGCGGAAAGGGAAGAGAAGAAGCGGAAGAAGGAAGAUGAAGAGAGGAAGAAGAAGAGUGAGGGGAGGGGGGUUAAGGCGCUGAAGAAGGUGGAUACAAGUGGGAUGAAGAAGAUGAGUAGUUUUUUUCAGGUUAAGCCGAAGACGAAGUGA
Alternaria triticimaculans is the source of this 1251-nucleotide messenger RNA. RefSeq lists its product as uncharacterized. The record is from RefSeq and is a predicted model, not a curated record. Gene Ontology annotation, biological process: ribonucleotide metabolic process; RNA catabolic process. The transcript has a single exon. Gene Ontology annotation, cellular component: nucleoplasm; ribonuclease H2 complex. The coding region runs from base 1 to 1251 and encodes 416 amino acids. NCBI's taxonomy places the organism in Eukaryota, Fungi, Ascomycota, Dothideomycetes, Pleosporales, Pleosporaceae.